Durusdinium trenchii is the source of this 1032-nucleotide messenger RNA. The record is from the annotation of a GenBank genome assembly. Lineage: Eukaryota; Dinophyceae; Suessiales; Symbiodiniaceae.
AUGGACGGCGGGAGAACAAACUCCGCGCGGUUGGUGGAGCUGGUCCAGCAGCCAGAGUUCUGCGACCUGCACAUCUUCCCCGACCGACCGGGCACCACGAGCACCGCGGUCCGGGCCUCGCGGCUCCUUCUGGCCGCCGCCAGCCCGGCGCUCGAGCGGCAGCUGCACGCGGCACGGCGCGGCGCGGCGCCCACGGCGCGGGAGACGCUGCGCUGGCCGGUGGAUGCAGAGGUGGCCAAGGCCGUCGUGGCCUACAGCUGCGGCGUGCCCGCGCCCUUCGCACGCCUCGACGCCGCGGCGGCGCGCCGCGCGCGGCAGCUGCUGCGGACGGGGGAGGUGACGCGAGAGGAUGAGCAGGACGACCUGCCGACGAAUCACAAGAAGAGUGGAGGCUCUUCCCUUUUGAAGCUGCUGAUGGUCUUGAUGAUUCUGGCAUCCCUUCUGGCUUACUGGCCAAUACGGGAAUUCAAUCUGGAGACCGGUGGUUUCUUCAUGGACGACGCCAUGAUUCGCCGGAACUCCUUGGUCACCGACGGCGUGUUGGACUGGCGCAGGCUUUGGCGCACGGACUACUGGGGCUUGGAGAUGUUCGACCCUCAAACGUGGACGCACAAGUCCUUUCGCCCCUUGACCGUGCUCACGUUCCGUUGGAACUUCCUCUGGCAUGGCUUCAACAGUGGCGGAUUUCAUGGAACCAAUGCCCUUCUGCAUGGCCUAUGUUCCUUGCAGCUGGCUCACUUCGGACGAAAGCACUUGCAGCUUCCAACCGCUUGGGCCGGGCUGUUGGCCUGCCUUUUCGCUGCACACCCGGUGCAUACUGAGAGCAUUUGCUACGUGGUGGGCCGGGCGGACAUCUUGUGCGCGCAGGUUCUCUUCUUCGCCUUAGAGGUCUAUGGACCACGGCGGCCCACCGCGCGGCCACGGCUCGCCGCGCGGGCGCUGCGCACGCUGCUGGCGGCGGCGCUGAUCGUGGUGAGCGGGCUUUGUAAGGAGACAGGCGAGGAUGAACGGUGUGUGGCACUUGGAACUUGA